CCCAGCUUCGCCGAAACCCUGCGCUCACUGUUCAUCGUAUGAACUAGCGAUGUCUGAUGAAGUAGCGAAACUUUGCCACGAGAAAAUCGAUGUCGUCCUACGUGAUCUCGACGCUCUUCUACGGAAAAAAUUCGGGGAUGACCUCGUUGUCGACAGUUUUACAACGAGUAAUCUAGUUCCUCCAGGAGAAAACUAUGGAAGCUCGAUGUUUAAGGUUGAGGCGAUUGUCAGACGCGGUGGGCCGGGCUCGGAGCAGGAGAAAUUGUCUCUUGUUGCUAAAAUGGUGCCGCCGACGGAGUUCCAGAAGAAGAUGUUCGACAGUCCGUUCACCUUCCGCAAGGAGAUUUCCAUGUUCAAGGUCAUCGGACCGGCCUACCAAGCCUUGGAACGCGAAUCCGGCAUCCCCGAAUCCGAAGUUUUCGACAUACUGCCAAAUUUCUACGGUGCAAGACUGUCGCUGAAUGAUACGGAGGACACGUUCGAUCACGAUGCGGUGAUCCUGAUGGAGAAUCUCAAGAUGAAGAACUACGCCUGCCUGGACAGAAUGGUCGGCGUUGACUUGGCUCAUUCGAAAUUUCUCGUUGAAGCCCUGGCGCGAUUUCACGCCUUGGGUGUCGCCAUGAAGUUGAAAAAACCGGACUUGUUCAAGGUUCUCAAAGAGCGUGCAAAGUCGGUGGAAUGCGACGAAGAAAUGCCUGACGAGGAUGAGACUGAAUCGGUAUUGGCUAUUUUGAAGAAGACUUCUCUUCUAGUCCCACAUCUCGACAGGAUUGAAAAGGCGUUGCGUACUUUUGACACGGAGGCAUGGACCAAGGAACCAGACGAGCCUUGGGGUACGAUAGCGCAUACAGACCUCUGGGUAAACAACGUCAUGUUCCGUGACGAUGCGGAUGGCAAUCCCGAAGACGUCAAGUUCGUUGACUUUCAGAAUUAUCUCUAUCUGAAUCCGAUGUUGGAUCUCGUAUUUUUCAUCGUCUCGAGUUGCGAGAAGAACGUACAGGAUAUUCACAUGGACGAACUGGUUGAUUUUUACUAUGAAAAGUUCGUAUCUCAUCUUGUGAGAUUAGAAUGUGACGUGGCGUUGUUCUCCAGGGAGUCUUUCGAUGAGCAAUUCGAGGCCGCCGCCAAAGUCGAGUAUCCGCACUGCAUGUUUAUGACCAGAGUUGUAAAUGCAGAUACUCGGAAAGACCUUAACAUGAGUAGUCCUGAGCAAUUGUUCAGCAAUGAGAUUACUGAUGAGUGUGGGAAACGAAUGACCGAGAUCACGAUCCAGUUUGUUGAAAGAAAUUGGUUGACGAUGAAGGAUGAAUUGGCACAGUUUUCUCAGGGGAAAAUCGAUGUCGUUUUGCGCGACCUUGACGUUCUUUUACGGAAAAAAUUCGGGGGUAGUUUAACUGUCGACCAUUUUACAACGAGCAGUCUCAUCCCGCCAGGAGAAAACUAUGGAAGCUCGAUGCUUAAGGUCGAAGCGAUUGUCAGACGCGAUGGGCCGGGCUCGGAGCAGGAGAAAUUGUCUCUUGUUGCUAAAAUGAUACCGCCGACUGAGUUCCAGAUGAUGAUGUUCGACAGUCCGUUCACCUUCCGGAAGGAGAUUUCCAUGUUCAAGGUCAUCGGACCGGCCUACCAAGCCUUGGAACGCGAAUCCGGCAUCCCCGAAUCAGAAGUACUCGACAUACUUCCAAAUUUCUACGGUGCAAGACUGUCGCUGAAUGAUACGGAGGACACGUUCGAUCACAAUGCGGUGAUCCUGAUGGAGAAUCUCAAGGCCAAGAACUACGCCUGCCUGGACAGAAUGGUCGGCGUUGAUCUGCCGCAUGCGAAAUUUCUCGUUGAAGCACUGGCGCGGUUUCACGCCGUGGGUGUCGCCAUGAAGUUGAAAAAACCAGAAUUGUUCAAAAUGUUCAGAGCGCAUGCCAAGUCGAUGUCAAUAAACAACGACGGAUUUGACGAUAUAAUAAAAUCGAUGUUGACGGCCUUGAAGAAGGCUUCCGUUGUCCUUCCGGAAAUUGGUAAGGCCGAAAAAGCGCUGCUUAAUGCAAACGUCGAUCUGGACUGGCUCAAGGAACCGGUCGAGCCCUGGGGUGCAAUAGCCCAUAUGGAUCUCUGGGUGAACAACGUUAUGUUUCGAGAUGACGCGAAUGGCAAUCCGGAAGACGUUAAGUUCGUUGACUUUCAGAAUUAUCUCUACCUAAACCCGAUGCGGGAUCUCGUAUUCUUCAUAAUUACAAGCUGCGAGAAAGAAGUUCAGGAUACGCGGAUGCGUGAUCUGGUCGAUUUGUACUACAAAAAGUUUAUAUCUCAUCUGGCGAGAUUGGAAUGUGACGUGACAUCCUUCUCCAGGGAGGCUUUCGAUGAACAGCUCGAGGAAGCCGGAAAAAUUGAGUAUCUGCAUUGCUUGUUUAUGACCAAAAUUGUCACUGCAGAUACUGAAAAAAACCCCAGUGCUGCAGAUUUCAAGGAUGUGUUCGGCACUAAGAUUACGGACGAGUGUGGCAAACGAAUGGCCGAGAUCACCUUGAAAUUUGCCAAAGAAAAGUGGAUAUAAGCUAGUGUUAUUGGUAUUAACACCCAUUAGACUUGGCGGCUAAAAAGCAUAUUGCAUUCGUUGACGAUCUGAUCGGUUGACCUUUGAAACAAGACUCCGGUCUUUUUUUUUCUAUCAGUCAUUCGAAUGCAGUAUUAUAACAUUUGCUGGCACCUCUUUGAUUAUAUUUUUGCUUGUUAUACGUGAUGAUUCCUUUACAUUUUAUUACGGUCCUGAAAUAGAUGACCAUCUUACAGUUUCAGUUACUUCUUUCCGUACAAAACGAAAUAUGAAUACCAAGGAUACAACUUUUCCGUAGAUUUAAACAAACGGCACCACAACAUGCCUUAUAUGUAUAAAUCACCGAGUAAUAAAGAAUACAAACAUGCUCUAAAUAACGUUGAAACUGAGAGAUAUUGACGAAACGCAGACAAACUAAACGAGAUAUAAUAAAAAUAGUUUUCGUCCUUCACUGCCAGAAAUGUGGAUGAUAUGUUUUUAACAUAUAUCAUGGUAGCAAAUAUAUGUAUCAGCACAGUAUUUGUGUUAUAAUUACAAACAUUUUUAUAUUUUUUUAUAAAUGCAAUAAUUGUAUUUAUUAAAUGUCUACCACUUGUAA
Molecule: messenger RNA, 3143 nt
Organism: Neodiprion fabricii
Lineage: Eukaryota; Metazoa; Arthropoda; Insecta; Hymenoptera; Diprionidae
Exons: 2
Coding region: 50-2545 (831 amino acids)
Source: RefSeq, a predicted model, not a curated record